AUGGAGCUCUCAGAUCGGCUGAUUAUUUCCAAGCCAUUGUACCUGACGGAACCGAACGAAAAAUGUGGGUACUGUAGCGGUAAAAAGUCCGACAAACAGGACUAUUUUGCAACAGAAUCAUGGUGGAAAGUUCAUGAGAGGGAUGCGGAUUCAUUACAAUUUAAUAAUUGCACGCUUGGCAUACAGGUAGAAUUGAUGCCUGUUGAUGUAUACGACGAUCUCUGCAACUUGGGAUUCCGCAGGUCGGGCAAUUUCUUGUACAAGGCAGAUCUCCUUAGAAACUGCUGUCGACUUUACACGAUAAGGACCAAACCCGAUCAAUGCCAAAUCUCGAAAGAGUUGAAAACGUGUGUGACACGCUUUCGCAAACGAAUUACAACGGCACAGGAUGAAGCUUCAAGACAGGGGCGCAAAGGUAAGGGUGGGAGCACCACGCAAGCGAAAUUCGACUAUAUUCAAGAGAUUGUCGAAGCAGAGCUCAAAAGUGACAGCUUUUACACACGAUUCGAGCCUGCCAUGUUCACAAUGGAAAAAUACAAUCUAUUUGUCAAAUAUCAGGAGAAUGUGCACAAUGAUUUCAAGAAUUCGAUAAAGUCAUUCAAGAGAUUUCUUUGCGAAUCACCUUUCCCAGAAGAUGUAGUAGUUGGAACCCAAGAAGAAUGGGAUCAGCUUAACAAGUGGCAUUGCAUGAAACCGGGGGAAAAGCUAAAAAGAGUCGGGCCCGUGCACGAAUGCUAUUACUACGAGAACAAGUUGAUAGCCAUUGCAGUGACAGAUUUCCUGCCCAGCGGAAUUUCAUCCGUGUACUUCAUUUGGGAUCCAGAUUAUCCUCGCUGGUCUUUGGGAAAGCUGAGCGCGUUGCGAGAGCUAAGUAUACUGUCGAAAAUCAAUCGCCAAUAUUAUUAUCUGGGGUACUAUGUGGAUGAUUGUCCGAAGAUGAGAUACAAACGCAAAUAUGGGGGUGAUAUUCUCGACGUUUGUAAUAACCAGUAUGUUCCCUUGGAUCUUGUGACGCCGCUGGUGGAGAAGGGUAAGUUUUUUGUGCUAGAUCACGAACACCGCAACCGAGAUAACGACGAUGAAUACGACGAGGAAGACGAAGACGAAGACGACUAUCCGGGCGAUACAGACGCUCAAGCAGAGCUGCCGCUCGAUGAUGUGCCGAGAUUGAAUUUGGAAGGACCUCCUGUAAACAUUGUCGACAAGAUCUACGGCGAGCACGGCGGAGCUAUUAUGUCGGCCAAUGAGGCCGCUGAGAAGCUGGCCGAUCUGGGAAUCGAAUAUACGCCGACAUUGUUCGACGAUCUGUAUCGGCACAAGGUGCCUGGCAUUUUCCAAUCACUAUCAGAACCCGAAACUGUUUAUGAGAAAGACGAUGGAGACAUUCCAGGCUACACAAACGAGAUAUAUCACUUACCCAACGUCGUACCAGGUUUGCUGCCACUCUGGCAGAUUUUGCAAAUCAUUCAAUGUGGCAAUAUCACUCGGCUCAACAACAAACUUAUGCUCUACAAUGUUCGCAGUGGUCAAAUACGAGUGGUAUCUGAUUUUGCAGCCGAGACCAAGCGUACCAAGCGUGUCAUUUGCAACGUCAUCCGCAUGAUCGGUCUCAACGCUACCGCCAAGAGCCUCAUCAUUGUGUAG
Lachancea sp. 'fantastica' is the source of this 1644-nucleotide messenger RNA. The record is from the annotation of a GenBank genome assembly. NCBI's taxonomy places the organism in Eukaryota, Fungi, Ascomycota, Saccharomycetes, Saccharomycetales, Saccharomycetaceae.